This is a messenger RNA of Xenopus laevis (African clawed frog), 6548 nucleotides long. RefSeq names its product ATP binding cassette subfamily C member 6 L homeolog (gene abcc6.L). The record is from RefSeq and is a predicted model, not a curated record. Gene Ontology annotation, biological process: xenobiotic transport; transmembrane transport; carboxylic acid transmembrane transport. Bases 944 to 5440 code for a protein of 1498 amino acids. Gene Ontology annotation, molecular function: nucleotide binding; transmembrane transporter activity; ATP binding. The transcript has 33 exons. Lineage: Eukaryota; Metazoa; Chordata; Amphibia; Anura; Pipidae. Gene Ontology annotation, cellular component: membrane; plasma membrane; basolateral plasma membrane.
CUUUUAAAGGUGAACCACCCCUUUAAUAAAAAAAAAAUGUGCAUCUGCAUACAAGUAAAUUCACAGAAAUGACUGUACUCAUGAUGGUCUCAUACAAAUGCAGUGCAAAAGAACAGUGCUUGGAAAAGGGUUUAUUCAAGUUACAAGCCUCUUUUCCCUCAGGCUUCUGUGUUGAUAAAUGGGUGGCGCCAUGUUGCCUGGCUCUUACUAUUGGCUCCUAUACGUUUCUAGUGGCUGUUUCUCCGCUCCACCCCUUUCUUCUCAGCGACAAUAGGAUGUUCCCGGCUGCUUCACCCUAAGGGGGCAAAAUGUGGUGAGUUUAUGGCCGCGCUCUUUGAUCAGCUGGCGGAGGGAUUCGGUGGGAGCUUCCAAACUCACCGUGAGGCGCUGGGAUGUGAGUGAUCUGCUGCUGAUUCGCGGACACAAGAUCCCUGUCACCCAAGGGCGGACACGAGGCAGCAAGUUCUCCUGUUUCAUAGCAGCGAAUUGUGUCAGUCCAGCUGUUCCUAAUAUAGCGCAUAUACUAAGAAUCUAUUCUCUAGACGCUAUCCUCUUGAUUCUCAGCUGGGCGGCAUCAACACUCUAUUGGACAGGGAAAGUCUAGGCUAAUAGGCGAGUAGCUGAGCAACCAAAGGUUACAUUUAGAAGCUGUGUGCUAGCUGAAUCAAUGAAGGAGGAAGCUUAGGUUACAUUUAGAAGCUGUGUGCUAGCUGAAUCAAUGGAGGAGGAAGCUUAAAGUGCAUGGAAUGAACAAUGAGAGGAAAACUUGGAAUUUAAUUGAAGUUUGAAAAUUGUCCUGCACUGUAAAAUAAGAGCUCACAUUCUCCGUGACUCCUGCUCAAGACCCUGGUCCUUGAGUUAAUAUCUUAAUGUUCUACAAAUCCGGGGUUUGCAUAAGUAUUUCUGCAUGGGUUGCUUUUAAGCCUGGCUACAUUCUGUCAGCAUGAAGUGGAUCUGUAGACUCAAUGAAACAGAGAAGUUCUGGGAUCUUAACCAUACUUGGCACACGGAGAAUCCUGAUUUUUCACAGUGCUUUCACAACUCCGUCUUGAAUUGGAUCCCUAGUAUCUUUCUCUUUAUCUGCUCGCCAUUUUAUGUUCUCUACUUACGGCGUCAUGGACGUGGGUAUAUCCGAAUGUCAACCCUCAGCAAAGCAAAAACUUGUCUUGGAGCUUUGCUGGUGUUGGUCUGCUACACUGAACUGUUCUACACUGUCUGGAACAUGACUCAUAAUGUUCGCCAAGCUCCAGUUUUCCUCAUAAGCCCUCUGAUUCUUGGAUCCUCCAUGCUUCUUGCAACGUGUAUGAUCCAGUAUGAACGCAUGCAAGGUGUACGGUCUUCAGCCAUCCUUUUGUUUUUCUGGCUAUUAGCAUUGCUUUGUGCAACUUUUCAGCUACGUACGAAAAUUACCACAGCCAUUUCAGAGGCUCCACAGAUUGACAAACUGCGAUACACCCUUUUUGUCCUAUACUUUGUAUUUGUGUUGACCCAGUCAGUACUCUGCACAUUCAGUGAUGACCCCCCAUUCUUCUCCAACCUAAAGAAGGAAUCGAAUCCAUGCCCUGUAUCUGACGCUUCCUUUCUUUCCAAGGUUACAUUCAGUUGGUUUACAGAAAUAAUGUUUAGAGGCUACAGACAACCUCUGAAGGAUGAAGAUGUAUGGUCCUUGAGGAAAUCCGACACAGCUGAAGAAAUUCUUACCUCAUUCUCAAAAGGAGUACAGAAAGAAUGUAAAAAGGCAAAUCUGUUAGAGGAGCCAACAAGAUUCUCUCCAUCAACCACGGAUAAUGAUAUGUGGAUAUCCCAGACAGAGAAGAGUGAAAUAGAACUCCUUCUGAAAAAUCAGCACAUUCAACUAAGCCAAAAAACCUUAAUGAAAGCCAUCAUGCGAUCCUUUGGCCCAUAUUUCCUCUUGUCAGCUUUACUGAUGACAUUUUACACUGCUUUCCUCUUUAUAAGCCCUCUGCUAGUAAGGUUACUGUUGAACUUGCUAAAGGAUCCUUCUGCCCCAUCAUGGCAAGGCUUUCUAGUUGCCGUUCUCCUGUUCAUUUGUCCAUGCUUUCAGUCUCUUUUCCUUCACCAGCACGAUUAUAUUUGCUAUGUCAUUGGGAUGCGGCUCAGGGCAGCCAUUGUGGGCACUGUCUAUAAAAAGGCUUUGGUAAUCUCUAGUGCUGGACGGAAGGAGUCUUCUGCUGGGGAGAUUGUAAACCUGAUCUCUACAGAUGUGCAGAAGCUCAUGGACUUGUCAACAUGUGUAAAUUAUAUGUGGUCUGCACCUGUUACAAUCAUUGUGGCUAUGUACUUCUUGUGGCAGACUCUGGGCAUAGCAGUUCUUGCUGGUGUGGCUGUGUUCAUAUUGAACCUCCCAUUUAUGACCGCUUUUGGAGUGAUAAUUAAAAGAGUUCAGGAACAACAAAUGAAGCAGAAAGAUGGCCGAAUAAAGAUUAUUUCAGAGAUCCUCCAAGGAAUUAAAGUUCUGAAGCUCUAUGCCUGGGAAAAUGCUUUCAUGAAGAAAGUCACAGAAUUCAGACUACAGGAGUUGAAAGCUGUGAAAACGGGUGCCCUGCUGUUGUCUGGAGCGCUGGCUGUAUUCGUUGCUUCCCCAUUUUGGGUGUCCCUGACCAUGUUUGGAGUUUUCCUGUCAAUAGAUGAGAAGAAUGUUCUGGAUGCAGAGAAAGCAUUUGUCACCAUCAUUUUACUUAAUAUUCUCCGGAUCCCCCUACGCAUGUUCCCGAUGGCUAUCACCCUUUUUGUACAGUCCUCUGUUUCACUGAAACGUAUGGUGAAGUAUUUCUCUGCAGAAGAACUGGAGCCAGAAAGUGUUAACACUGACGAUUCCUUAAGUAAACAUACCAUAACCAUCAGACAUGGUACUUUCACCUGGUCUUCUUCAGAGCCACCUUGUCUUCAAAACAUCAACAUAAGCAUCCCGCAGGGCUCCCUUGUAGCGGUUGUUGGCCAAGUUGGAUGCGGGAAGACCUCCCUACUUUCAGCAUUGCUAGGAGAGAUGGAGAAGGUAGAAGGGCAGGUGACUCUGAAGGGUUCUAUAGCCUAUGUCCCACAACAAACCUGGAUUCCUAAUGCAACAUUCAAGGAAAAUGUCCUCUUUGGAAGGAAAAUGGAAAAAUGUUGGUAUGAUCAAGUUGUUCAAGCUUGUGCAUUGCUGCCAGAUCUAAAGAUUUUAUCAGGAGGUGAAAACACAGAAAUUGGAGAAAAGGGAAUAAACCUGUCAGGGGGACAGAAGCAGAGGAUAAGCAUUGCCCGAGCUGUGUACAGGAACUGUGAUGUCUACUUACUGGAUGAUCCGCUCUCUGCAGUGGAUGCUCAUGUUGGACAACAUCUGUUUGAACAUGUCGUUGGUCCCACUGGUUUGCUCAAGGACAAAACACGGGUUCUUGUCACCCAUGGAGUCAGCUUCCUGCCACAAAUGGACAUGAUUAUUGUUAUAUCUGAUGGGAGAGUGUCAGAGGUGGGCACCUAUAAUGAGUUGCGCCAGAAAAAUGGAGCUUUCUCUGAAUUCCUUAACACGUAUGCACGGAAAUCAUCUGUCUUUGAAGAGUCACAUGAAGAACAAACUCCUCACAGCAUGCAAGGAGCCAUGAAGGGCAAACAUUCAGCACGGAAUGAUAUCGAUAAUGAGAAGGAUGAUGUAGCUAAUGAGCUGGAUGCAGACGCUGGUAAACUGACUGAAGCAGAUGUUGCACUUACUGGCAGGGUCAAACUUUCUGUAUAUUUAGAGUACUGCAAAAUAAUGGGGAAAUGGUAUCUGCUCAUUAGUGCUUUAUGCUUCGUUAUCCAACAAGCGGCCUCAUUAAGCUAUAAUUACUGGAUUGGGUUGUGGGCAGAUGACCCACCAAUAAAUGGAACACAGCAACACACAAGCCUGCGACUGGGAGUCUACAGCUUCCUGGGUGUGAUGCAAGCACUGAGCAUCUUUGCUGCCUCUUCCACUAUUAUAAUAGGUGGAGUGUCUGUUUCUCAGCAGCUCCACUCCCGACUUCUAUACAGCAUCCUAAGGUGCCCACUAAGUUUUUUUGAAAGGACCCCAAGUGGGAAUCUUACAAACAGAUUUGCCAAAGAAAUGGACAUCAUAGAUAACACUGUUCCACAAGUAUUAAUGUUGUUUAUCAUUAUGAUGCUAACUAUACUGGAGAUUCUGCUGGUAAUUGCAAUAGCCACACCUCUUGCUGCUGUAGCAUUCAUACCUUUGGGCUUACUAUACUUCUUCCUACAGAGAUUUUACGUAGCUUCAUCUCGCCAGCUGAAACGCCUUGACUCAGUCAGUAAAUCUCCUCUGUACACCCAUUUCAAUGAAACUCUCCAAGGAGUGUAUGUUAUCAGAGCCUUCGGCGAACAAGACCGCUUCAUUCAAGAUAACAAUUUGCGCCUAAACAUGAACCAGCGGUUUUACUUCUGCAGUUUUGUUGCCAACAGGUGGCUAAGUGUUCGAUGUGAUUUCCUCAGUAACUUCAUCGUUUUUACUGUAGCCAUUGUUGGUGUCCUGUUCAGAGACAGCAUUACCCCUGGACUUGUUGGUCUUGCUGUGGUUAACUCAUUACGGUUAACAGGUGUUUUGAAGGAGGCAGUUCACGUUGCGACUGAUAUGGAAACUAACUCUGUUUCUGUGGAGAGAGUGAAGGAAUAUUGUGAUGCAGAGCCAGAGGCACCUUGGACUUCAGAUAAUGCUUCUGAUCUUUCUGAUUGGCCAAGUAAGGGUAAAAUUGAAUUCCAGAAUUAUGGCCUGAGGUACAGACCGGACCUAGAUUUGGCUUUGAAGAAUGUUACCGCAUCCAUUCAGCAAGGAGAGAAGGUGGGUAUAGUUGGAAGAACUGGAGCUGGAAAGUCAUCACUGACCCUGGGUCUAUUCAGAAUCCUUGAACCUGCAACUGGAAGAGUCUGCAUUGAUGGAAAGGACAUCUCACAACUAGGUCUCCAUGAACUUAGAUCAAAAAUUACCAUCAUCCCUCAGGACCCUGUUUUGUUUUCUGGAACUUUAAGAAUGAACCUGGAUCCAUUCGAUAACUAUUCAGACAACGAUAUUUGGGUGGCUUUGCAGUUGGCCCACUUAAAAGCAUAUGCUUCGGGUCUACCAGAGGGACUCAGUUACAUUUGCACAGAAGGAGGAGAGAACUUAAGUGUUGGCCAAAGGCAGCUUGUGUGUUUAGCUCGAGCUCUACUUCGAAAGACAAAAAUCUUGGUGCUAGAUGAAGCUACAGCAGCUGUGGACCUGGAAACGGAUGAUCUUAUCCAAAACACCAUUAGGAAAGAGUUUGAAGACUGCACCAUUGUAACAAUUGCUCAUCGGCUCAACACCAUUAUGGAUUACACAAGAAUAGUGGUUUUUGACAAGGGAGAAAUUGUGGAGUUUGACACGCCUGUACAGCUACUGGAAAAUAAAGGGCUAUUUUAUUCAAUGGCCAGAGAUGCUAAUAUAAUUUAACAAAAGUGAUGUCUGCACGUCCAAAAAAGAACACCAAAAGAGAGAUCUGUAUUAUUUGACUGUGUGUUUUCUGUGUAAUGCUGCAAGUCUCUGCUAUAGUUUCACUAAUAGAAAUUGACAAAGAAUCAGCAAAGGCGCCACUAAUUAACAGAAAAGCAGAUGCAUUAAUAUUUAUGAAGGAUUCUCUAAGUAAUCAGCAUCUUGUAUGUCUUUUUUCAUGCAUCAGUUGUUAUGCAAAAUCAUAAUCUUCAGUAUUACCUUCAAAAUUUCAGGAGCAGGCGGGGGUAGAAUUAGCUUUGACUUUCUCCCCAAUGCUAUAAGGAGGUGUUCCAAGCCUGAAUUCACCUUUGUAAUGAAGAUUUUGCAUAGAUUUUGCUCAGAUAAUAUGUCUUUAGUAAACAUCCCAUUUAUAGCACUACACUGAAAUGUGUGGGCACCACCUUUAUACUAGGAGAGCGAAUUACGCUGGCAAUAAACAUGGUAAUUAUAUCAGCCAAUAGGUUAGUCAUAACCAAAAAAUGGAUAUUACUGCAUGCGCUGUUUUUUUUUCUUAGGGAAAGGUAUAGAACAAACAAAACUUAACAAACAGAUCUGUCCUUUGUCAACUAAACCACCAUGUGCUUUAUUGCUAAGCUGAUAGUGUAACCUUAAAAUAAAGAGGCUGAUUUAUUAAUGAUCAGUACAUUUUCCUGACAGUCAGAAAAGUUUUGAACUGUAAAAAAAAUACUAAAUUGCUAAGGAUUCCACAGUUUGAGCUUUAAUAUAGCUGCAUCAACAUUAGUAUAGCACUUUACAUGUCUAAGAUAAUGUAACAAAAAUAGUUUUCUUUCAAAGAAAUAUACCUUUGUGUAUGCUCUGUUGUAAUUUCCCCAUAUGAUAUCACAUUUUCAUCAUUAUAUAGCACCAGGAUAUGAGGAACAGAGGAGGAUCUAUCACGCUGUAACAGGGAAUGUCAAAGACAAGGGGGAGCUCAAGAGAAAUAAUGUAAUUCAGAAUGACACAGCUGUGAAAGGAGAAGAGGCAUAGGAGCCAGAAACAUUGUAUAGGGGCAUAUAUUGUAAAUGUACAUUUGGAGGUAUAAAGAAGGACUGAUAAUAUUAAAGGGCAU